AUGGGGUGUAGAAAGCAAGCAUCUAUUUCGGCCGAGGAAACUCCAAUAAACGAAAGAGUUCCACGGAUAGUGGAUAAGAUGAGUUCAGAGGAAAGAUCCUCAGAGGAAGAGGCGGAGGAAUCAGCUGGGUCGGAAUCUAGAUCUGAGGAGGCGGAGGAAACAGGGUCGGAAGCUGGGUCUGAGGAGGAAGAAGCGGAAGAAAACGUGGUAUGUAAAGUUUAA
This is a messenger RNA of Arabis nemorensis, 222 nucleotides long. Lineage: Eukaryota; Viridiplantae; Streptophyta; Magnoliopsida; Brassicales; Brassicaceae. The record is from the annotation of a GenBank genome assembly.